CAUCCUAAAAAACUUCAACGACGAUGUAGUCAAAAAUAAGAAAUUCACCGAAUUGUCUAACUGUGUAGAAUGCAAUAAAAAGAUUUUUUCCACCUCCAAUAAAGGAUUCACAACGCUAGUCUGCGGACAUGUUUUCCAUAGAAUCUGUAUCGAGAAGAAACUCCUGCUUACAAAACCAAAUGGUUGUCCCUUCCCCGACUGUGAAGCAAGCGUCGAGACUAUUACUGAAGGCACCACAGCUGAAACGGAUCUUAGGCGCGAUUCUCAAUUCAGCACUUCGUCAAUAGUUGGAAAAAUGGGGAGACAGCUUACUAUCCAAUCUCAGAAAAUUAUUGAUGAGUAG
Diversispora eburnea is the source of this 343-nucleotide messenger RNA. NCBI's taxonomy places the organism in Eukaryota, Fungi, Glomeromycota, Glomeromycetes, Diversisporales, Diversisporaceae. The record is from the annotation of a GenBank genome assembly.